AUGCUGCAGGCACUUACUGGACUACAGUUUCAGCUCAGAGGAAAGCUACAGGAUCAAAAGUGGCUGGACAAGCACCCUCAAGAAGAAGCCCAUGCACAUUAUUCACAGUGUCAUAUGCCAGUUUCACAGUAUCCUGCGUUCAAUGGAUUUUUUCCAAUGGGAACACACUUUUCAGCAAACAAAGCUCCAGCAAUCUCAGAGGUACAAACACACUUGGAAAAUCAGUCUAGAUACCACAUACAUCAGAGCCAGAGGCACCAGGUGAAGCAGUACGUGACCCUCGAUACCAAGCUGUCCAGCCAGACGCUCUCACUGUCCCACUCUCAUACAAUCCAGCCCGUGGGAGUGACCUCCAUUCUCCGGAACGGACACAUGCCUCCAGUGAGCAGCGCUGGCACUCCGGAAAGCCCUGUCACCAAACUGCUGGCCCUUGGGGGCGAACACGAAAAUGCGAUGGAAGAAGUUAUUGAAGACAUAAUCAAUAUGGAAUCAAAUUUUAAUGAUGAAGGGAUAGGUUGUUCUGAAACUCCUUUAUUAAUGCAAAGAACUCUAUCUAGCAGCAUUUUGGAUAUAUAUAACAGUGACCAGGGAAUGGCACCAGCUAAUAUGGGUCUCACAAAUGCUUCUUGCCCAGCUAAUCUACCAGUAAAAAGGGAACUUACAGAAGCAGAUACAAGAGCAAUGGCAAAGGAGAGACAAAAAAAGGAUAACCACAAUCUCAUUGAGAGAAGAAGAAGGUAUAAUAUUAAUUACCGAAUCAAGGAGCUUGGCACACUCAUCCCCAAGUCUAAUGAUCCUGAUAUGCGCUGGAACAAAGGAACUAUUUUAAAAGCAUCGGUAGAGUACAUCAAGUGGCUACAAAAAGAACAACAGAGAGCCAGAGAAUUAGAACACAGACAGAAGAAAUUAGAGCAUGCUAACAGAAGACUUCUGCUCCGAAUUCAGGAACUGGAGAUCCAGGCACGUGCACACGGCCUUCCAGUCAUGUCUUCACUCAGUGCUGUUGAUUUAGCUGCACAAGUCAUCAAGCAACAGUCUUAUCCAGAGGAGAACUCUGUAGACUACUCUCAACAAAUGACUCUGGUACAUGGACAAAAUUCUGAUGUCUGCGAUGGAUCUACAGCCUUUUCUGAUCCACUUUCACACUUCACAGAUUUGUCUUUCAGCGCAGCUUUAAAAGAAGAACAACGACUAGAGGAAAUUUUAUUGGACGACACAGUGUCACCAUUUGGAACAGACCCACUCUUGUCCUCCACAUCUCCAGCUGCAUCAAAAGAGAGCAGCAGGAGAAGCAGCUUUAGCACAGAUGAUGGAGAUGAUUUAUAAAAGCAGAAAGGGUCUCAUACUUCUCUAAACACUUGUUAAAAGACUGAGUUGAACGUAAGCAUGGUGUUUGCUCUUGUAUUAAAUACCUAUAAGGAGAGACACUAUAAAA
Molecule: messenger RNA, 1435 nt
Organism: Vidua chalybeata
Lineage: Eukaryota; Metazoa; Chordata; Aves; Passeriformes; Viduidae
Gene: TFEC
Product: transcription factor EC
Exons: 8
Coding region: 1-1326 (441 amino acids)
Biological process (GO): regulation of transcription by RNA polymerase II
Cellular component (GO): nucleus
Molecular function (GO): DNA-binding transcription factor activity, RNA polymerase II-specific; RNA polymerase II cis-regulatory region sequence-specific DNA binding; protein dimerization activity
Source: RefSeq, a predicted model, not a curated record